GCACAUGUUGGUUGAGUGAAAGAGCUAGGAUGUCUGAUUGGCAAUUUGUCCAGAAGGGUUUUAAAAUUAUUGGCCAAGGAUUAACCUUAGGUAUCAGAGAGGCCGUUAAGGUGGUCACCCAGGGAGCAAUGGGUGUUGCCUCUCUGGUAAUCUCUGAAUUAUGGGUUUACGCCAAGGUCCCUGUGAUCGUAGGAGGGGUCCUGGUGAUGUUAUCUGUUUGUGUUAAACUCAUGCAUCUUUUGAAGUGUUUUGCCAGCUGCAGCAGGAGAUCUGUUAAUCAGCCCCGAUGGGAGGAGGAAGGGCCUCCUGAGUCAAUUAGAUUGGGACCACGUGGACGCCGGGCACUCAGGAACAGAGCUGCACGCAGGUAGCAUCUCCCUUGAAGAGUAAGUUCUCAGGUAUUAUGGCCCGUGCAGAAUCUCCACGUGAGGUAUUUGAAGAAGCAGAUGAGGAUGUGCUGAUCACCUCGGUAAGACUAUCUCUAUUGGCUAAUCUUACCGGCGCGAUAUACUAAUAUUAGAUGCACAAGAGGCCUAACUGAGGACUCUUGGAAUGUUGAUGUGAUAACUUCUGCUUAAUGCAUGAUGAGAGAAUGAUUGGUACAUCCUGUUAUCUGAUCAGGAUGGAAAGGCCCACUUAUUCAUUGUGGUUACUAAUUUGCAUGCUGUAACUUGUGUAAUUCCUGCGGGAAGCAGUGAAGACCUGUGACCUGGAUUAGAGGUCUCUAGGAUUUCUACAUACCUAUUAGUGGCAUGUUUGAUAUCAUUAUAUGAAUGUGUUGUACUAACAGAAUUAAUGAUGAAGAAGUGUCUGGCUGCAUUUUGUGAGAAAGACCUGACCUCAAGUUCACAGAGGAUGGUUGAUGAAUCAGAGGAUCUAUUGCCUGGCCCAGACUCUCAGGAGAUGCUGGUGCUGCCACCCAGUGGACAGAAGCCGCUGGUGGACAAGCGACGUCAGCCUGGGGUGAUACCACCCAAGAGAGUUUCACUUUACGGGCUGGUGGAUGGUAAACCUGUAAGGAUAAACCCGAAUGGACCGUGGAACGCACAUGUUUGGGAACGUAUUGUGUUGGUCUCUGAUGGUACCAGUCAUAAAGGGACUCGAGUGGCGAGGAGGGAGAAGAUUCUUCAGAGAAUUACACACUCGACUCUAGUUAAGCAUUUUGAUUGUGUCAGGCGCGAUGUGUCACGGGGCCAGACGCGCUUGCCCUGUGUACUCUCUCAUUUCAGAGAAGGCGACGUCGACUGGUGCUGGAUCAGUACACCCCACAACGACUACGUGCAGGAGGGCGAAGAGCCAAGGCGUGUGGUCAGGAUGCAACCAUCACCUGCUAAAGUGAACGUUCCGAUGCAGGAAGUGAGCCCUCCGGAGUUCGAUCUGCGUCGGCAGCUUCAGGCCGCUCCGUCUGUCCAGGCCAUGGUGCCACCAGUGAUGAAUGCAAUAAAUCCACAUGUUUACUUGUAUCCAGGAAAUUUGAAUAUGCAGUAUUUCCCGCAGUUUAUGCCGUUUAACGAAGCUUGGUUUCAAGGGGGGUGUUGAAUAAAGAUUUUCGAUUCCUCCAGACCUGUCCUAUUAUAUAAUAGCAGUUCUGGAUUACAUCUCAAAUCUGUAUGUUAGUGAAACCAGGCUUCAGGGUUCAGCUAGAGGUCUGUGUGUGGUGAUUUGACUCCUGAUCUCAUGCUGCCAUAAAUGAUGUGUGUGUUUCAACUAAUCUGCUAUCCAUGACAAAUUUAUGUUGUAGUUUAACCUUGUAUCGACUUUUUAUGGUGUAGCCUAGGAUGUGAUAAGAACUUCAGGGACACGUAUAGAGAUGUUUAUGUUUGACUUCCUUUGAUCUGAGCUGAAGAAGGAAGAAGGAGGAGGGAAGACCCCCGCCCAUCUGGCUGAUACCGGAGGGGGCUGGGAGAAGACCCAAGGCCGGAGAAUGCUUCCGAGGCAGGGGUUGCCAUGGAGACGGAAGGGGGGCUAGGAGGAGAGAGUUGAGGAGAAUAAAAGUGUGAGGGCUCCGUGGAGUAGGGGCUUUUUGGGUGUUUGAGAAGAGUUCGGAGGACAACUGUAACGGUUGAGUGAUCUGACCCGCUGCGUCGGGAAAUCUGGAAUAUUUUUACUUCAUCAUAUAAAAUAAAAUAUUUGCUCCUUCAUAUAAGGGGCUUUAAACGGAA
Messenger RNA from Nothobranchius furzeri (turquoise killifish), 2162 nucleotides. The record is from RefSeq and is a predicted model, not a curated record. NCBI's taxonomy places the organism in Eukaryota, Metazoa, Chordata, Actinopteri, Cyprinodontiformes, Nothobranchiidae.